AUGGCUCAAGCAUCAUUCGAGCUCGACUCCCUCGCUACAAGCACAUCAAACCACAUCACCAGGCAGCCCUCCAUCCAGAGCAUCUCCUAUCAACCUCCCAACGCCGAAUUCUCCCUCCCACCCGUCGACACAGGAAAGCAAGCAUGGCUACUCCUAGCUGCCUGCUGGGCCGUUGAAGCCUUAGUCUUCGGAUUCGGCUUCUCCUUCGGUGUCUUCCAAGACUUCUACACCACCCACCCACCAUUCUCGAGCUCAAACAACAUUGCCAUCAUCGGAACCACCACAAUGGGAGUCAUGUACAUUGGAAUCCCCUUCGGCCUCACCCCCUGCCGCCUCUACCCCCGCUGGGCCCGCUGGUUCACACUGCUGGGACUCUCCAUCGCGUCCCUGGCCCUAGCAACCAGCUCCUUCUGCACCAACACAACCCAACUGAUCGGCACCCAGGGAAUCCUUCUCGGCCUCGGCGGCUUUCUCGCCUCCUGUCCUAGCACAAUCUACAUCGACGAAUGGUUUAUCCACCGAAAGGGCAUGGCGUAUGGAAUCGUCUGGAGUGCAGCCGGGCUAGGCGGCGCUUUUCUCCCUCUCCUAUUGCAAUCCCUCCUCGAUAAAUAUGGCUUCCAAACCGCAACCAGAGUCUGGGCUUGUAUUCUCUUCGUCUCUUCCGCCCCGUUAACCUUCUUCAUCAAACCUCGUCUUCCAUACGCAGCAACAACCCAUCCACGACCGAUAAACACCCGCUCCGCCACAUCAACCUUCUUCCUCCCUGGAAUCUACCUCUCUAUAUAUGCUCGAACAAUACUGAACAUCUCUGUUUCAACAGGCUAUAUUCUAGUAAGCCCUCUAACCGAUUAUCUAGACAUCUCCACCUGCAUCCUCGUUUCCGCGAUAGGAGCCGCAGCAUCUGCCCUAUUAAUCUGGGGCUUCGCAUCCUUUCUCCCCGUGCUGUAUCUCUUCUGCAUCCUGUAUGGAUUAUUCGCAGGAUGUUGGACCUCCCUAUGGCCCGGGAUCAUGAGAAGUUUCUCUGCGUAG
Aspergillus sclerotioniger CBS 115572 is the source of this 1029-nucleotide messenger RNA. RefSeq names its product MFS general substrate transporter. The coding region runs from base 1 to 1029 and encodes 342 amino acids. The transcript is spliced from 3 exons. The record is from RefSeq and is a predicted model, not a curated record. Lineage: Eukaryota; Fungi; Ascomycota; Eurotiomycetes; Eurotiales; Aspergillaceae. Gene Ontology annotation, cellular component: fungal-type vacuole membrane.